Emericellopsis cladophorae is the source of this 2409-nucleotide messenger RNA. RefSeq names its product alpha-xylosidase. Gene Ontology annotation, molecular function: alpha-glucosidase activity. The coding region runs from base 1 to 2409 and encodes 802 amino acids. Lineage: Eukaryota; Fungi; Ascomycota; Sordariomycetes; Hypocreales; Bionectriaceae. The record is from RefSeq and is a predicted model, not a curated record. The transcript has a single exon. Gene Ontology annotation, biological process: carbohydrate metabolic process; N-glycan processing.
AUGGAAAAGUAUAAUUUCCCGACGGAUCCCAUCGCUGAAGACGCAGCUAUCGUCAAGGGCGAGACGUAUCGGUUCACGCUCAUCAACGAGUCUGUGCUUCGGUACGAAUGGGCCCAUGAUGGUGCCUUCGAGGAUCGACCCUCGGCAUUUGCCAUCAAUCGACGAUUCACACCCACGCCAGAGCACAGAGUCGUCGACAAGGAUGGCCGGCUGGAGAUCAUCACAAGUAAAUAUCACCUGAGCUAUGACAAGAAGCGCUUCAGCACUCACGGCUUGACCGUCAGCUUCAAUGGCAAGACGACGCUCUGGGGCGCAGACUGGCGCUUUGGCGAAGAGACGGACAAGAAUCUGGGCGGCACCGCGAGGACGCUCGAUGGCGUCAAUGGACGCUGCGACAUGGGGAAGGGCAUCCUCUCGAGGGACGGCCACUGCGCCAUUGACGACAGCGAGUCAAUGCUGUUUGAGAAGAACGGCUUCGCCGGCCCUCGCAAAGAAGGCGACCGAGUGGACGGCUACCUCUUUGUCUACGACCACGACUACAGAGGCGCCAUGAAGUCAUUCUAUGCCAUCUCCGGGCACCAGCCUCUGUUGCCGCGAUGGGCCUUGGGCAACUGGUGGAGUCGAUACUAUGCAUACACAGCACAGGAGUAUAUCGCGCUAAUGGACGACUUUGGCGCGCAUAACGUGCCCUUGUCCGUCGCAGUCCUCGACAUGGACUGGCACCAGGUCGCCGGCGACCAUGUGCCUCACGCUGGAUGGACAGGCUAUUCCUGGAACAGGGACCUCUUUCCAGACCCCGAGGGCUUUUGCGAGGCUCUGCACAGGAGACGGCUGAGAAUCACCCUCAACGACCAUCCCCAUGCCGGUGUCCACUCCCACGAAGACUUGUACGAGGAGUUCGCGGCAGCCGUGGGCCACGACACGUCCGACAAGGCGCCUGUCCUCUUCGACCCCGCGUCCGAAAAGUUUAUGGACGCCUAUCUGAACGUGCUGCACAGGCGGAUCGAAGAGCAGGGCUGCGACUUUUGGUGGAUCGACUGGCAACAGGGCCCGUACUCGCGCAUCCCAGGCCUCGACCCCUUGUGGCUGCUCAACCACUUCCACUUCUUGGACAACAAGUACGCCCGCCCGGAUACCCGCCCCAUCAUAUUCUCACGCUACGGCGGACCCGGCAGCCAUCGGUACCCGGUAGGCUUCUCGGGGGACUCCAUCGUCACGUGGGAGUCACUCCAGUUCCAGCCCGAGUUCACGGCCACGGCGUCCAACAUUGGCUACGGCUGGUGGAGCCACGACAUUGGCGGUCACAUGGGCGGCUACCGCGAUGACGAGCUCGAGACGCGGUGGGUGCAGCUCGGUGUGUUCUCGCCUCUCAUGAGGCUGCACAGCACACAGAAUCGCUGGGCUUCCAAGGAGCCAUGGAACUACCAAGCGGAGCACGACAAGGUCAUGUGCGAAGUCAUGCGCUUCCGUCAUCGACUGGUGCCGUAUCUGCACAGCAUGAACAAGAACGCGGCGGCCAAUGACGAGCCUCUGGUCCAGCCUCUGUAUUGGGGGUAUCCAUCUCGCGAGGAAGCCUAUCAAAAGCCGAAUGAGUACUUUUUUGGCUCAGAGCUUCUCGUUGCGCCCAUCGUGCAUCCUCGAAACAAGACAACAAAGCAGGCUGGCGUUGACGUUUGGGUGCCUCCCGGGCGCUAUGUGGACAUCUUCAAGGGGCUGGUAUACGACGGUGACAGGCAGAUCAGGAUGUAUCGUCCCCUGGACAGCAUCCCCGUGCUAGCUGCUGAGGGAUCCGUCCUCGCUCUGGAUGCGGAGCAGUCGCCCGAGAACGGCUGCCGCAAUCCGUCCGUGCUGGAGGUCAUCGUCGUGGUCGGCCAAGAUGGCUUCUUCCAUCUCUAUGAAGACCCGGCCGAUGACAACUUGGAUGUGAAGCUGGAGCAGCCACAGCGGUCUCGCCGCACUCUCGUUGAGUACAAUCAAGACGCGGGCCGUGUCGACGUCACGAGCUCCGACAAGAGCUGGACCUUCCGCUUCCUGGGCAUGCGGGUGGUCCCUGAGUCUAUCGUCGUGGAGAGGGGGGGUGCCAAGGUGGAGGAUGCCGAGUCCAGCGUUGACACGUCCAGCGUGCCGUCACUGAUUGUCCAGGUGCCCAACUCGGCCGGGGGCGACGCGACGGUGUCGGUGACGAUUGGCCCGAACCCGCAGAUGGGCAUCGUGGAUCACUCCAAGCGAAUCGAGGAGCUGGUCAUGGGGUACCAGACCGACUUUGCGGCCAAGGACAGGAUCUUUGAUGUCUGCAACGGUUCUCACUCGGCUGCUGUCAAGGUCGCUGAGCUGACGAGCCUGGGGCUGGAUAAGGAGGUGACUGGUCCCAUGAUCGAGUUGCUGACAGCAGACAGUCGCACUUUGUAG